Drosophila ananassae is the source of this 545-nucleotide messenger RNA. Its product is annotated as NADH dehydrogenase [ubiquinone] 1 beta subcomplex subunit 2, mitochondrial. Gene Ontology annotation, cellular component: mitochondrial inner membrane. The transcript is spliced from 3 exons. NCBI's taxonomy places the organism in Eukaryota, Metazoa, Arthropoda, Insecta, Diptera, Drosophilidae. The record is from RefSeq and is a predicted model, not a curated record. Bases 117 to 407 code for a protein of 96 amino acids.
UAGUAGACAUUGUCACUGAGAUCUUGGUGGUUUUAUUUAGUACAUUUCAUAAGUAUUUAUAUUCUGUUCCACAAAACUAAAUUUUGUUUCUUUAAAUAAUAAACAAUUAAGAUAAAAUGAAUAUUGCUCGCAAUUUUCAUUCUUUAAAAACGGCUCUUGGCUGUUUAAACCGAAGUUCAUUGACAUCUAAAUCAAUACGAAGAGAAAGCCAUGUGGUUUCAUAUCGAAAGGGUCCACCGGCUCAUUCGAAUGCCACUAAGAUUGGUGCCAUUGCUGUUGGAGGAGCCAUGUGGUGGUGGGUAAUUUGGCACUUGUGGCAUGAACCUGAUCAUAUUACGGGCGAAUUUGAAUAUCCAAACUCGGCAAAAUGGAGCAACUCGGAAUUGGGAAUACCAAAAGAUGAUUAAUAAAUAAUAUGGGCUAUCUGUUGUUUGCAUAACAUGAAAAAUAAAAUCUAACGAAAGUAAACUUGGUUUACGACUUAUCCUAGUAUCCUUUUCAUGUCAGCAAUGAUACAACAAAUAAAAGCGAGACUUUUAAAUGUA